Messenger RNA from Punica granatum (pomegranate), 2989 nucleotides. The record is from RefSeq and is a predicted model, not a curated record. NCBI's taxonomy places the organism in Eukaryota, Viridiplantae, Streptophyta, Magnoliopsida, Myrtales, Lythraceae.
ACAUCCAAAAAGAAAUUAUUAUUGAAAAAUGAAAAAUCCCCAUUACUCCCAAUAUGAUAACAUACUUUUCAUCUUUUAUCAUACCCUACAAAACGGCCAGGGGCCAGUCCUCCAUUUCAUCUCAGCAGCAAAUAUGUCACUAAGUUCGGUGUCUGCUCUGCAGUAGUAGAGCAGGUGAAAGGAGAGUGGGCCCCACGCGCUAACCCACAGUUCCACUCACCCUCAUUGACCCUCACUAUCUAUAUAUGACAGCCCAAACCAAAAACCAAAACCAAUGCUGAUUUAAAUUAUUCAGUUAACAUUCAGUCCUUUCUAAGCUCUGCUUUACUUCUUUCUUGCUUCCUCACAUGGCUCCUCUCUGGGUGUUCUGCAUUCUUGUUUGUUGCCUCUUCAUUCGACCAAGCCGCUUCGUCCUUGGCCUUGCUUCGAGCAAUGUUUAUAUUGUGUACAUGGGGGAGAGGCAACAUAGUGAAGCAGAACAGGUCCAGGACUCCCACCAUAAGAUGCUUGCACAUGUUCUUGGAAGCAAAGAGGCUGCGGAGGAAGCUAUGCUGUACAGCUACAAGCACGGUUUUUCGGGGUUUUCUGCAAUCCUAUCUCAGUCUCAGGCUAAGUUGAUUGCCGAUCUUCCUGGAGUUGCCCGCGUAAUGCCAAACAGAAUUCUCAGUCUCCAGACGACUCGAAGUUGGGAUUUUCUGCACAUGUAUCCUCAAAUGGCAGAUGGAAUUCUUUCUAAGGGUCGGUCUGGUGCAGGGUCGAUUAUCGGUGUCUUGGACACAGGAAUUUGGCCAGAAUCCAUGAGCUUCAGAGAGGAGGGUAUGGCAACGGUUCCACUUCGAUGGAACGGUAUAUGCCAGGAAGGAGAACAGUUCAACAAAACCAACUGCAACAGGAAGAUCAUCGGUGCUCGAUGGUAUAUCAAAGGAUAUGAAGCCGAGUUCGGGAAGCUCAACACAAGUGAGGGAGCCGAGUUCCUUUCCCCUCGGGAUGCAGUAGGGCAUGGGACCCACACAGCAUCAACAGCCGCUGGUGCGUUAGUUGAGAAUGUGAGCUUCAUGGGCCUGGCAAGAGGGCUGGCUCGAGGAGGUGCGCCAUCAGCCCACAUAGCUACCUACAAGAUAUGCUGGGCCACGGGAGGGUGCAGCUCGGCUGAUCUUUUAGCGGCAUUCGAUGAUGCAAUCCAUGAUGGCGUAGAUGUCCUAUCUGCUUCCCUUGGCUCCUCACCUCCUCUUCCAAGCUAUGUCGAUGACACUCUAGCGAUCGGGUCAUUUCAUGCUGUGGCUAGGGGAAUCUCCGUGGUGUGCUCAGGUGGGAACUCGGGGCCUUACCCGCAGACGGUCAUAAACACAGCUCCAUGGCUGAUUACUGUUGGAGCUAGCACAAUUGAUCGGGCCUUUCCAACCACCAUCACGCUUGGAAACAAUCGAACUCUCAUGGGUCAGGCUUUGUAUACGGGGAAGAACGUGGACAAGUUCUAUCCAAUUGUCUAUGGAGAAGACAUUGUAGCCGCAAACUCCGAUGAAAGCAGCGCAAGGAGCUGUGAUUUCGGGUCUCUGAAUUCGACACUAGCAAAGGGAAAAGCGGUACUGUGCUUCCAGUCAAGGUCUCAGAGAUCGGCCACCAUCGCUGUACAGACCGUGGAGGAUGCAGAGGGAGUCGGCAUGAUAUUCGCUAAGUUCCCGACAAAAGAUGUUGAUCUGUCCACGAAGAUCCCCUGUAUCCUGGUCGAUUUUACGAUCGGGACUUCUAUACUCAACUACAUGGAAGCAACCAAAGAUCCAGUAGUAAAGUUUAGCGGCUCACGAACUGUUCUCGGGCAACAGAUAUCCCCCGAGGUUGCAGUCUUCUCUUCCCGGGGACCGAGCUCCCUAUCUCCCUCCGUGCUGAAGCCUGAUAUUGCAGCUCCUGGGGUAAACAUACUAGCUGCCUGGUCUCCUGCAUCGUCCCAGUCCCAGGUAGACCCAAACACGAACUUGCCGCUGAACUUCAAGAUCGAGUCGGGAACGUCCAUGUCAUGUCCCCAUGUGUCGGGCAUUGUGGCUCUCCUCAGGACAGUCCAUCCAGAUUGGAGCCCAGCUAUGAUCAGAUCUGCACUCAUUACAAAAGCUUCUGUAAAAGACACAUCCGGCCAAAGAACAGUGGCUGAAGGCGCUCCACACAAGCCAGCCGAUGCAUUCGACUACGGAGGUGGCCAUGUUGAUCCCAACAGAUCCCUAGACCCCGGGCUCGUUUUUGACACCAAAACCUCAGACUAUGUAUGUUUCCUCUGUUCAUUGGGCUACAACGACUCUGCCAUCAGCUCGAUGACGGGCACCCCCACCCAAUGCCACAGCCACAGCCACAGCAACUGCCUCAAGAAUCUGAACCAGCCAUCGAUCGUGGUUCCCGACCUGAAGCAGCACGUGACCAUCUCGAGAGAGGUCACAAACGUGGGCCGGACAGACUCUAUCUACAUUGCCAGGGUUGAGGCACCCCCGGGGACUCACGUCAAGGUGAAGCCUCCCGUUUUGGUGUUCAACUCCAACGUGAAGACACAGAAGUUCAGGGUCUCGUUUCAGUCACUUCUAAGAUUCCAAGGGAGAUACUCGUUUGGGACAUUGGUGUGGGAGGACGGGAAGCAUCGAGUUAGGAUGCCACUGGCUGUGAGGAGCGUCAUCGAUGACUUCUAUGCUCAAACCUGAUUUUGAAUUGCCCACAAGCCCAUUACUUCCACUACAAGGAAUUACCAUCUUACGGCAUUUUCAUUCGUUCGAUCGGAUCACAAAUAUUACAGAAGACAAACCGACACAGCUGGAUCUUCGGUUGAUUGGCCCGAGAAUUUCUCCUGGAGAUUGCGAUGAGUAUAUUGUUCACCAAUAAGGUCGCUGGUUCGAUUAAAUGUCAAUAGUUCAUGGCCUGCUGGCACCAACCCAAUCCAUGUUCUCGUUACCAUAUUAUUUCCAGAACUUCACAUUGUUAAACCAAUUGCUUUGAUUAAUCGUUUUACUAA